AUGGAGACGACAGCUCCUCCUCCAAUGUCUGAGGCUGCGGCCAUCACCGAGGCUGUCGCCAGUGCCAACAGGGACGAACAUGCGACGACGGUCAGCGAAGCGUUGAGACGGUAUCCCACUGCCAUAUUCUGGGCAAUUGCAAUGUCGUUUACUAUUGUCAUGGUGGGCUACGACACAAUUCUGAUGGGCAGUCUCAUGGCAUAUCCCUCAUUUGUCGAGAAAUACGGCACAUACCACCCGGAACUGGGAGCCAAAGUCAUCUCAGGACCGUGGCAAGUAGGACUCAGCACAGCGGGAUCCUGCGGAGGCGUCUUUGGCAUGGUCAUCAACGGCUUUGUUACCGAGAGAUUCGGUCACCGCAGGGUCACAAUGGUAGCUCUGACCAUCAUGACGGGCCUCAUCUUUAUUCCCUUCUUUGCGCCCAACGUUCACGUCUUGCUUGCCGGACAAUGUCUUCUUGGUGCCAUUUGGGGCAUCUUUUCCAUCAUGGGAGCUGUAUACUCGUCUGAGAUAUGUCCUCUUGUCCUCAGAGGCUACAUGACUUCCUUCAUCAACAUCUGCUGGGUAAUCGGCCAGCUCAUCAUUGCCGGCAUCUUGCAGGGCCUCGUCAACAACACCACUAAAUGGGCCUACAAAAUCCCCUUUGCUGUCGAGUGGGUUUGGCCGGUUCCUCUCUUCGUCCUGGCAUGGCUUGCUCCUGAUUCUCCGUGGUGGCUCAUUCGCCAGGGCCGAAUCGAAGAUGCAAGGCAUUCCUUGAAACGGCUCUCCAGCGGCCUUGAUGACGAGCAAAUCAACCAAAAGAUCCUCAUGAUGUACGAAACAAACAGACUCGAGCAGAAGAUCAAGGCGGAUGCGAGCUACUGGGACUGUCUUACAGGCGCCAACCUACGACGCACCGAGAUUGCUUGUCUGUCGCUCUCGUCUCAAAGUCUGAUUGGACAAUCUCUGGCGUACAACGCUACAUACUUCUUCGUACAAGCUGGCUUAUCUGCUUCGGAUGCCUAUAAAAUGAACUUUGGCAACAUGGGCAUCGCUUUUGUGGCAACGUGCAUCUCGUGGGUUCUCAUGACACACUUUGGCCGGCGAACUGUGCUUCUCAGCGGCUACACUUUCCUGACGCUGGAUCUCCUCCUCAUCGGCAUCUUGUCCUAUGCCUCGAACAAUUCGGCUGCGAAAUGGGGUCAGUCCGCUUUGGCGCUCGUCUGGCUGGCUGUCUACUCCGCAACUAUCGGGCCACAAACAUGGGCUGUGGCCUCAGAGGUUUCAGCAACAAGACUGAGAGCCAAGACGCUCUCCAUUGCCGGCGUCGUUUACAACAUUGUAAACAUCGUCGACAACACCAUCGAGCCAUACUUGAUCAACCCCACCGAGGCGAAUCUCAAGGGAAAGACGGCCUUUGUCUGGUUCGGUAUCAGUUUUCUGGUGACUAUUUGGGCCAUUUUUCGUAUCCCGGAGACUCGAGGCAGGACAUAUGGAGAGAUGGACGUCUUGUUUGAAAAGAAGGUCUCUGCGUGGAGAUUUGCAACGGCUGAGGUGGUGGAUGAUAUUACCAUAAUUGGAGACGACGAGGCAGAGGAAAAGGUUGAGGAUGAAAAGAGGGAGUUGGCAGGGUAUGAAACAGCGGCUACGAUAUCAUGA
Trichoderma aggressivum f. europaeum is the source of this 1638-nucleotide messenger RNA. RefSeq lists its product as uncharacterized. The transcript has 2 exons. The coding region runs from base 1 to 1638 and encodes 545 amino acids. Gene Ontology annotation, cellular component: membrane. Gene Ontology annotation, biological process: carbohydrate transport; transmembrane transport. Gene Ontology annotation, molecular function: carbohydrate:proton symporter activity. The record is from RefSeq and is a predicted model, not a curated record. NCBI's taxonomy places the organism in Eukaryota, Fungi, Ascomycota, Sordariomycetes, Hypocreales, Hypocreaceae.